This is a messenger RNA of Acaulospora colombiana, 2187 nucleotides long. NCBI's taxonomy places the organism in Eukaryota, Fungi, Glomeromycota, Glomeromycetes, Diversisporales, Acaulosporaceae. The record is from the annotation of a GenBank genome assembly.
AUGGCUUCCCAAGAAGACAUUUAUCACGACUUCCAGAGGGCCGCGAAGCAAUCUUAUGCUGGCGAAUAUCCUCACCUCGAAGACCUAUGGUCGAUCUCCGCCAAAGGUCACCUCGUUGAUGGUGAAUUGUACAUGAUCGAGGACGAAAAAUGUCAUCUGCAACACUUGUCAUUCAUCGUUCGAACCGCCAUUGAUGCUGUCCUCACUCUCCUGACCGAUUGGACCUUAUUCUUUAAGCAUCCUUUGCACUGGUGGUAUCUAGUUUUCGUGUAUCCCGUGGUGUUGUACGCCUUAUUUGUUGCAGAGGUAGCGUCCCUUAUAGUGGACACGCUUAAACUCAAGUUCAUUAAAACCGCCGUUCACAAGAGAUGGACGAAAUAUGUUGCUCCAGAGAUUUUGUUCGACGCCGAAUUCUUUCACGCGGAAGAGAACAGGAGUAUUGUGGAUGAAGGUAUUGGUGCAUUGGAAAAGCCAUAUCACCCUGAUGUCGAAGAUGGUGAAGAGCCGGUCAAACCCGUUCACCAUUUUAACCUCGACAUCGCUCAAUUCCUCUUGUUCAUUUCCGACGUGGUCUACAACCGUGCUUCGGAUAAAGUUUUGGAGGCCAAGCAUAAGAUUGACAUGAUAAAGCAUCAUCCGGAACAAAGAGAUGGGUUGUUGCGUGAAGCUGUCGAAUUCUUACAAGAGAGUGAUGAGCCGAUCAGGACCCAGGUCAAGAAAUGGCCGAUGAAGUAUAAGUCGGUGUCGGAACUUAACACCUUGGGUGAAUCAUACGCUGGGAUUUUCUUUUCCGAGAGGCAUAAUUUUAUCGUGGUCGCGUUUAAGGGUCAAACUGCCGACAAAUUUGAUUCAUUCGUGAAGGAUUUGAUGUUCCAACACGUUGAUGGUCGGCCCAUUGUCGGUUUUAAAUCGUACACCGGUUACCGCAGCCUGUUAUGUCCGGAAACCGAGAAACCGGGUCCGUCGUAUAUCGCGAUCAUUGAAGCCAUCCAAAAUACCGCUCGCUUAAUCCGAAAUAGUAAUCCGAAAAGGACGCACAUCAACGUUUGGAUCACUGGACACUCGAUGGGAGGAGCCUUGGCCACAUUGUUUUACGGACGUUGUUUGAAAUCGCCAACUGAUUUGGGUGAGCACUGUGUACUUCGAGAUGCCUACACCUUUGGAAGUCCGUCUGUUGCCGACUCCGAGAUUGCCUCAACCUACGUUUCGUCACUGAACAAGCGAGGUGACCUCGUGAAUACAUUGUGGCGUGUUGUGGAUGAUAAGGACGUCAUGACCAGAUGUCCACCCGGCUUUUAUCAUGCUGGUGGUGUCGGAAGGUAUAAUAUUUUGGACAACACUCAUGUCGGUGAGGCCAUCCGAUUUUAUCAAGAUGGAGCGAAGAAACCGAAACUCAUGAAGACCUCUCAUGUAUCCGGGGAGAAUCCGAUUCCUGUAAUCCGAAGUUCCAGACCGAAAGAAAACGCCAAGAUUGAAAUCCCAAUUCACUCAUUCGAUAAAAAAUUGCCACCUUACAUCAGAGAUCACAUGACCUACAGAUACUUCAUGGCGCUGACAUUGGCGAGAAAUCAUUUGAACGAUCAUGUUGAAGUCAUCUACCAAUUCAUCGACACCGCCAACGAAAUAAUUGUAGACGGAAUCGGUUGGCACUUCAUUGGUGUUGCAAUAUUCAAUGUCAUAUGGCUGGUGCUUGUGGUAAACGAGGAACUGGUAUUAGCAUGGAUCACGAUCUUGAUCGUCGCCUCUCAACUUUCUUACAUUUAUUAUAACCUAAAAGUCAAUUAUCCACCGCAGAAUAGUUUCGAUGCGAUAUUCAUCCAUCUUCCAUUUAACCUUUAUCACGCAUGGAUCAUGGUAAUCUUAACGAUAAGCACAUUUGUGGCAUUCAUUCCUGAUAAGGAAAAUGGUAGAGAUCCUGGAAUUCUCGAACAAGUGCUAGGAGUGUUGGCCCUAUGUUUCUUGGAGGUGACGUCGGUUGGCUAUAUCGAAAAAUUUAAAGGUGACCUCAUCGGCGCUGGCGUGAUAACGAUAACCUUGUAUGGUAUCUCAUUUCAACAAGACGACAACGCGAUUAUUCACUGGGUCGCGCUGGUGUUUGCGGUCAUCAGUUCGAUUCACCUUCUGAAGACCUACCUCGCGAAACUCUAUUAUGAAAGACGAGAGGAGAGUGCCCCCUUAUUGGUUUAA